AUGGCCUGGACAACGAGACUAGCCGCAAUCAGCUUGAUUGCGGCGCAGGCAGCGGCAUUAUCAGGCUCAACACCAGAGGAUUUGCUGGCUUACCCAAAGUACAGCGUCGUGCUUGCCAACGAACCGAUUGCCAGUGCAUCAGUCGACAGUCUGCUCAAUACUGCUGCCAACCGAGCCGAGCAUCACAAGGCCGAAUCAGAGCUGCGCACAUUGCAUCCGCAGAACGGUCAUGACCCUUCACACGGCAGCAAGAGUGGCACGCCGACUCGCUCCGUCAUCAUGAGGGCUGCCAACGGCCAAGCGUUCCUUUGUAAUGUGCCCGAGCAAGCUCCGCCUGCCACAGUGUCACCUUCCGGUACUGCACAUGCUGCCGUGGCCGCCCAGCCAUCAUCGAGACUCGAAGUCGAGGCGGCACGUCAUCAGGCGCUCGAACGAGGAUUGAAGCUCCUCGAGCCUCUCAUUGGCAGCUGUCUCUAUCACCAGCAAAACUGGUGGACGUAUGCAUUCUGCUAUGGUGCAGAGAUACGCCAGUUCCACGAGGUCCGCUCACCAGAGACGCACCUCCCUGGCGAGGAUGCCAAUAGUCCCUCGUUCACUCUCGGAAGAUACCCUUACAACCGCGAGAAAGGUCAGAGAUUGGAAGGUGGCGAGUCAGCAGGCAAAGCAGUGUCUUUAGGCUCUGGCCUGGGCGCACAAGCUGCGCUGUCAGACGUUCUGGCUGCUGGCGAGCCGAGUCUGUCCAACCAGCAGGACGACUAUCAAGAGCCGCAGUACCUCAGUCAGCGAUGGGACCAAGGCACCGUCUGCGACAAGACGGGUCAACGACGUCAGGUCGAAGUCCAAUUUCAUUGUGACUCGUCUGGUCUUGACAGGAUCGCAUUGAUCAGGGAGAAUGCUCUGUGCUCGUAUGUCAUGGUCAUUCACACACCUCGACUAUGCGGCGAACCGCUCUUUGCCGGUUCUGGCAAACGGAUGGAUCUGCAGAAGCCGCUGCCCAUCUCUUGUCGCCCCGUCGUCAAAGAUCUCCAGCGCUUGCAGCAAAAGCGACUUGCUGCUGCUGCUCUUGCUGCUCAAGAAAUCGCUGCUUCCCGUGCUGAGGGCGAGGCACACUCGCCCACGUCGUUCGGCAGUCCUAAGAGCACAGAUUCUCCCGUGAAAGCAGCUGCCAAUACGCCAAGCGAAAGUGCAUCUAGUGCCGAAGCCUUUUCGGUCGACAGCCUGUCAAAAAUGAUCUCAGAGGCGCUCACAGAAGCGCUCAAUGGCCAGCUUGGCGAGAUGUUGGGCGAGAGCAAGGGUCAGUUUGCGGGUAUCACUGCGGAUCAACUCGAGAUCAAAGCAAUCGCCAUGCCGCAAGGCAACAAGAACGAUCGCGCUGCACAGCCGCAAGUGCAUACCCUCAAGAUGAGCUCUUUGCCGGCCAGCAGGAAUAGUAAACGACGGGCGCUCAGCACUUCGCAGCACCAAGAGCUGGCGAAAGUCUACGGACAGAGCUAUGAUGACUCGGACCAUGACAGCGAGGCUCCUCCUGCUGCUGUCCUGCGUCAUCGAGGCACAACUCAUCAGAUGGCCAAUACCCGACCAGUCGUACUCGUCACCGGCGCUUCCCGAGGUCUUGGCCUCGCUGCGACUCGCAUCCUGCUCGAAAAGCCAUUCGCAGCAAGUGUCGUCGCACUAAGUCGUUCCUCGCCGCCCGAGCUCGAAGACCUCGCUGGACGUUACCCAGGCUCGUUGAUCAUCUCAAAGGGCGAUGUUUCCAAAUCGGCCGACGUACAAGCAGCUGUCGAUGUCGCCAUGCAGUCCUACUCACGACUCGACUCGCUCAUCCUCAAUGCUGGCACGGUAGAGCCAAUGGCCAGAAUUGCCUCGCUAGAGCUUGAUCAGAUCAAAGAGGCCUACGACGUCAACUUCUUCAGUCUGUUUACUGCUCUCAAGAUAUCUCUGCCUUACCUGCGCAAAGCGGAAGGCGGCGGUAGAGUCGUCUUCACGAGUAGUGGCGCUGCGACGGGUAGAAUGGCCGGAUGGGCGGUCUACAAUUCAACAAAGGCAGCUAUGAAUAGCCUGUGUAGGACACUGGGAUCCGAAGAGCCGGACAUCACGUCUGUUGCGCUGAGGCCGGGCGUAGUAGCGACAGAGAUGCAGACGGUUAUGAGAGGCAAGGGCAAAGGGCAUAUGGCCGAUGAUGAAUACGAGCGCUUUGUCGACCUUCAUAAGUCAGACAAGCUACUGAACCCAGACGUGCCUGGCUUUGUGAUGGCCAAACUUGCACUCGAGGCAUCGAAGGAGCUCAGCGGCGGUUUCUACUCAUGGGAUAGCGACGAGAUGAAGCCAUACCGGACGCCAUGA
Messenger RNA from Mixia osmundae IAM 14324, 2343 nucleotides. RefSeq lists its product as uncharacterized. Gene Ontology annotation, molecular function: oxidoreductase activity. Bases 1 to 2343 code for a protein of 780 amino acids. Gene Ontology annotation, biological process: endoplasmic reticulum unfolded protein response; retrograde protein transport, ER to cytosol. Gene Ontology annotation, cellular component: endoplasmic reticulum lumen. The transcript has 5 exons. Lineage: Eukaryota; Fungi; Basidiomycota; Mixiomycetes; Mixiales; Mixiaceae. The record is from RefSeq and is a predicted model, not a curated record.